AUGACCACCAUCGGCAGCGGUGGAGGGAAGAGCGUCGAGGUUGGAGGAUAUGCGGCUUCGAAAGGCAAACAGAGGGAGAUCGACCCCAGCAGCCUAGUCGCGAGGGCCGAAUCCACCUACGUCCCCUUCAUCCCAGGUUUGAUGGUUCCCAGCUCUACUGCGGCCUCCUCCGCCACUGCAUCACCGACAAGCGUUGCAUCUCCUACCUCAAGUACGGUCAAGGACCCGAUCACCACGAUUCAUCACAACACCCCGCUCAUACUGUGCAUUGUCAUCGGCGCAGUCAUCAUCACAGCGACGCUAUCCGUCGGACUUGCCUGGGUCCUACGUCUCGCCUGCUGUGCGGGAGAACGUAGAGCCAGACGCAAGAGAAGACUCGAUCGUUCAACAUGGAGUCCAUCCGAUCAUGCGUCCAAGCUUCGCGCCGACGAGAUGCAAGAGCGCACCUCUUUGGACAGCGUCACCGUCAGCGGCGAUGACGAUCUCGAGCGCAAGGAUGCCAAGAUCGACAAUCUGUUCACGAAAGCGGACAAGGGCGAGCAGUUCAACCCCGACGUUCCGGUGCUCACUUACGCUGAUGCAGGAGUAGCUCAUGGAACUCCUGUCAGCACUUGGAACGGCAAAGGCUGGACCCUGUUCGAUCCUCCUGUCGCAGCCAUCAAGAAGCCAGAGCCCGCGGCCACUGAUCUGCCGAGGAACAGUUUGGGAGGCGGCAACUACGCAGCUGCACGCAAAGAGCUUGCGGAUCAAGACGUUGGCGGUUUCACCUGGCCCUCCUCCGUCGAGCGUCAACCCAGCUUCAUCGAGCGUCUUGUGCAGAGGCAUCAUCAAGCUUCGGAUCUUCCCACAGCUGCGACCCUGCCCUAUCCAUUCCAAGCCAAGUCCACACAGCCCGCCUCCCGGAUGGCAAGCUUGGGUGGAGCAGCCAAUCGAGCCGUCAUGAACAUGCUUCCUGUCACUUUGCGCAACGCUGCGACCACGGCUUCGCGACAACGCGCAACGCGAAAGCGCUAUCACGACAUGCAGCCAUACCUUGACAGCGACUUUGAAGGUACCAUCGGCGGCAAGGAUCGAGAGCUGCCGAUGGCUCGCCGUCUACGACGCACCGAGGAGAGGAUGGCGGUCGACUGGACCACCGAAGAGGAAGGGGAGUCAUCUCCUGCGCGUGGCAGCAAGAAGCAUCCUCUCGAAUCUGACCUGCAGACUUUUGCCAGAGUUCAGCCGGCGUUGAUCGCCUCUCCUAUGGUGAUGGUCGAAGGAAGCAAAGCAGCGCCACAAUUCACUCCUGGAAUGGCAGGGGUGGGAGCUGUGUGGUCCAAGAGAGGUUCCUUCGCCUCUUUGCUUCCAGAGACGCAGCAGUCGAUCGUGGCCGGAUCGUCCGCGAAGCCAACCCAGCUGCCAAAAGUGAUCGAGCCAAAUCGAGCCUCGCUGCUUCCCUUCCCGGCUUUGGAAGGCGAUCGACGUGGUCGACUGCUCGGAAACGUUGGACGCUGGCUUGGACAGGUGACCGAGGCAGGUGAGAUUGCCGACCCGUACACAGCUCUCUCGCCACGACCUGACCGUCGCAUCACCAAGAACGGCAGUCUGCGCAGCGACUAUACCUCUACCACGCUCGCCAACACUGCUACAGCGACUAACUCCGAAACGCACGUUGACGCAAGAACCAGCACGAGCGGCGCGGGCAAGUCGGAACGUCUGCUCGAACGUGUCGAUGCGGAUCAGGCUGAACACGAUCGUCAACAACGCCGGCUUUUGAGGAAAGCGCGCAUGUUCACUCCGGCCGCCAAUGUCGCUUGUAAUGCGCCUCAAGACAUCUCUGAAGCAAAGGACGUUGUUGCUGCGGAAGAGAUGAGCAUCAGUCGUGCUGGGAGCAUUCGACCUCACUUCUGUGCAACGACCGAUCUCAAGAGCUGGCUGGAACCCAACAAGGUGUCGACCACCCACGGUCUCAAGGUGCUCGAGGAGUCGGAAGCUGCUAGCAGCGUUGCUGCCGAUCCAUUCGCUUCCGAUGCGGAGCGCGCAAAGCCGAGAAUUCUUGAUGCUCGCACCACCAAGAAGCUGAGGUCCUCGAGCUCCAGAGACCAGCUGCGCAAGAGCGCAAAAGAUGCCAGCCGACAAAAGCGCGCGAACCUGCGACCCGUCAACUCGGUAGUCCCGGCCAAAGCGGGAGGCGAGCCGCUUUCGUCUCGCUGUCAGAGCUCGGCAGCGAUCACGGUGGUCUCUUCCGUGUUCGAUGAGGCAUUCGCUGCUGAGUACGACAGGGUGAACGCCGCAACUAAGAAGCGGUCUGGAGCGUCCAAGUCGAACGACGAUGCUAAAGCCAAGGCGAAAGCUGAAGCCGAUGCAGCGAUGAGGGAAGCAUGGAGGCGACGUAGGAUGCUUUCGAUCAGCUCGCGAGGUAGUCAGACAACGAGGUCUGCGCAGAAUCGCUCUGCCGAGAUCGGUCGAUCUUUGUUGAGCCGAGAAGAAAGCAUCGUCUCUCAGCCGAGCGUGUACUCUGAGCUGACAGCGGCUUCGGACUACGCCUUCCAGGCUCCCAUCUUGUCCGGGCUGUCACAGGAUGCUCUGCCGACCGGCUGUGGAAGCAGCACAGAUGAUGCGGUUUCCGAAGAGCAGGAGGUGUCGGGGUCGAAGGGAGAUGCUGCGAGGCAAGCGGAGGUGGACACGAAAAAGCAGUCAGAGAAGCAGGCGAAGAAGGACGCACGACGCGAACAGAGACGCGCAGAGCGAAGGCAAGCGAAGAAGGCUGCGUCGAUUUCUGCUGGUCCCAUCCCUGCGACCUCGGCUGGCCAAACGGCACCCAUGGACUCGCACCGCAGCGUCCCGACCGAUCUGGCUGGUGUCACCGGAAACGCAGAGGCGGUCAGGCGCAUCAUCAAGAAGCAACGAUCCAUCUCGCUCGGUGCAGUGCGAAGUCAGUUCCCCACUCAGCCUGCCGACGUCUCCCAGCACGCUUCUGCUGCUCCGGACUCACCAUGGACGUCGAGCGACUCUGACAUCAGCGUCCGUCGUUGGGGCGAAGCUCGCCGAGACGACACCUCCCGCAUCCAGAUCCGAGCCAGCAGCGCUGCUGUUCGCCACCACCACUCGCAGUCCAUCCCUACGGCGAUGACAGACUUGGCGGUGAAGCGUGGCGUGCGAUCGACGUCGAAGGGCGCGCGAUCGAACAGCUACUACUUUGGCAUGGGAGCAGGGGGAGACGUGCGAGACUUUUGUUGA
Pseudozyma hubeiensis SY62 is the source of this 3219-nucleotide messenger RNA. RefSeq lists its product as hypothetical. The transcript has a single exon. Bases 1 to 3219 code for a protein of 1072 amino acids. The record is from RefSeq and is a predicted model, not a curated record. Lineage: Eukaryota; Fungi; Basidiomycota; Ustilaginomycetes; Ustilaginales; Ustilaginaceae.